Cygnus atratus (black swan) is the source of this 1416-nucleotide messenger RNA. It is a transcript of the gene DNAAF11, whose product is annotated as dynein axonemal assembly factor 11. The record is from RefSeq and is a predicted model, not a curated record. Bases 25 to 1416 code for a protein of 463 amino acids. Gene Ontology annotation, biological process: outer dynein arm assembly. Gene Ontology annotation, cellular component: cytoplasm. The transcript is spliced from 13 exons. Gene Ontology annotation, molecular function: protein binding. Lineage: Eukaryota; Metazoa; Chordata; Aves; Anseriformes; Anatidae.
GGCGGCGUGAAGCUGAGGGCAGCCAUGGUGCGGAUCACUGAAGAUCUUGUUCGAAGACGUGCAGAACAUAAUAACUGUGAAAUUUUUUCACUGGAAGAAAUCUCUUUACAUCAGCAAGAAAUAGAAAAACUAGAAUAUCUUGACAAAUGGUGUCGAGAUUUGAAAAUUCUCUAUCUUCAGAAUAAUCUAAUUCCCAAAAUUGAAAAUGUGGGUAAGUUAAAGAAGCUGGAAUAUUUAAAUUUAGCUUUGAACAACAUUGAAAAAAUUGAAAAUCUGCAAGGCUGUGAAGAUCUGAAGAAACUUGACCUGACAGCAAACUUCAUUGGUGAACUCUCUAGUAUUGAAACUCUAAAAUAUAAUAUACAUCUGAAGGAAUUGUUUCUAGUGGGUAACCCAUGUACUGAAUUUGAAGGUUAUAGACAAUUUGUGGUGGCAACACUUCAUCAAUUAAAAUAUUUGGAUAGUAAAGAAAUAGAACGUUCAGAGAGGAUUCAAGCACUUCAAAACUAUCCAGAAGUGAAACAGAAAAUCAGAGAACAGGAACAAUCUUACCUUCUCAAAAGAGCCAAAGAAAAAGAAGAGGCUCAAAGAAGGAUGCAUGAAAGAAAGGAUAGGAAAGAGACACAAGUGGAAGCUAAGCUUGAAUUUGACAGCUCAGGCUCCCUACAGGACAAAGAAAACUGUCGGUCAGAAGGAGAAACAGAACAACAAACAUGGAGAACAGUUGAAGAUGAUGAAGAAGACAGAAAAUUUUGGGAGGAGCCUACACCUUAUACUCCAGAAUCUAGAUUAGAAACUCACAGAUAUAUUGAAGAAAAACGGAAAGCAAAAGACAAUAUAAGGGAGCCAAAAAAGAGAGAGAAGCCUCUUCCAACACUGGUCACUGCAGAAGGAAAAGUUCUAAAUGUCAAUGUGCCUAAGCUUCAUUUCUCCUUGAAAGACGAUGAAGAAAACAACCAGUUCAUUUUGGAACUUUUUGUUUACAGACAUCUGGACACUUCUCUGCUUGAUGUUGAUGUCCAGACAACUUACAUACGAGUACUGGUGAAGGGAAAGCCAUUCCAGCUUGUGCUCCCUGAGGAAGUGAAGCCGGAUAGCAGCUCUGCUAAAAGAUCACAAACAACUGGUCAUUUAGUUGUCAGCAUGCCGAAGGCUAAAGAAAUGAUCCUGGCUAAGCAAAAAUUAUCAGCUUCAAUCAAACCUUCUGACACAAUGCAAAAAAAUGCAAGAAGUAAAAAUGUUGAGAAAUUAGAAGUGGAUCCUAGUAAAUAUUCAUUCCCUGAUGUGACAAAAAUAAUCCAAGAAAAGGAACGAAUUGGACAAGGCCCUAUUAGGCUACAAAGAGAGAAGAUUACAGAGACUAAGAAGAAUUAUGUUGAUUUUGAAAAUAAUGAAGAUGUUCCUCCCUUAAUUUGA